UACGUUGUUCUGAGGGAGGCGGAGUUGGUGGGUUUUUUUGUCCUGGUGUUUUUUUCCCCGUAAAAUGGGAUUAACUUUGGUAUAGCCGGUGACGUAAGUUGAGUCCAAAGCUCAGCACGUGUGCCUAGAUGUUGUUUGGGUUGUACGGCAGUGGUUUUGUGGGACAAAGGCUAAUCCCCCAGAACACAAACCUUAGUGACAGUUUAAUUUGAAAAUAGCGUUGAGAUUUUUGUGAAUCAAGUUUCAUCACGUCCUGAGAACAGGUGAUCUGUUGACACCCUCCACAUAGGUAGCCAACACCACAAACACACAGUGAGUCGUGCACUUUGGGAGUUAUGGGUUUUUAGAAAUUCCUGUGUGCUGUCAGGGGUGGCUUUGCCUGCUCUGUCCUAUUCAGUCUUGGGUGUCACAGCCCUGUCUCCUUCAGCGUGACUGUGAGCAGAGAGCAGAUGAAAAACAAGGUGUUUGGGUAUUGUUAAAUAGUUGAUAUCUGGUGUGUGCUCUUGGAAAACAGUAUUUGACAAAUGUCAGACUGGGUUGGUGAUGCCUGUAGACUUGUGCUGCUGUCAAGAAAAGCACAUUUUCCAAAGAAAGUUCUGGGAACAAGUUAGGAAAGACAAGAUUGUGUCUUUGGGCAGCACUGACAGCUGGAGGUGUUCAGCCAGACAGAGCCUCAGUCGUUUUCUUGGCAGCAGCAAGGAUAUGGAUGAACAAACAUAGCCUGUUUUGGAGUUUCAGUCUUUGAUCCGUUCUGGAGAUCAGCUGCUGCCUAGUCCUUCUCACUGUUAGGUUGGCUGGGAUGCCUUAGGCUGCCGUUACAGUAGUUUUAAUGAAUCCAUUAAUUUGGUGGAGCAGAUGAAGAGCACUUACAUGAUCUGUGCUGUUAACUGUGACAACAAGGGAGCGAUGAGUUCUUACACUGCUAAGACUGAGAUGUGGGUUUCCACUGACUGUUUUUGACAGUGGAAAGGAAGAACUGAGGAGAAAACAAGCUAUGAAAAUACUGGUUAUUGGCCUUGGAGGAGUUACAAAUGGAGGAAAAACAACGCUGGCAGAAAAGCUUAAGAAACUGCUUCCGAACUGUGAUACAAUCUCUCAGGAUGACUUCUUUAAGCCAGAGUCUGAAGUAGAAACAGAUGAGCGUGGAUUUAAGCUGUAUGAUGUACUUGAUGCCCUCUAUAUGGAUGAAAUGGUGAAAAGUAUUCACAAUUGGAUGAACAGCCAUACAAGCUCAGAUGUUGCGACUGAAGAACCGAUGGACAUGUGUAACAGUCUAAAAAUGACAGAAGAUGUUUAUAUUUUGAUUGUUGAAGGCUUUCUGCUGUAUAAUUAUGGGCCUCUUAACGCACUCUGGAAUAGAAGAUAUUUUUUGACCCUUCCUUAUGAAGAGUGUAAAAGGAGAAGGAGCACCAGAGUCUAUCAGCCAGCAGAUACACCUGGGUACUUCGAUGGACACGUGUGGCCUAUGUACCUGAAAUAUAAAAAUGAAUUGGAAGAAAGUGCAAGUAACAUUGUUUAUUUAGAUGGAACUAAAUCCCAAGAGGAGCUUUUAUCCUGUGUGUAUAGUGAUAUAAUACAGGAAUUAAAAAAGCUGAGGGAAGGAAAUCAGCAGGACACAGCAUGAUAAAGCAGAAUGCCUCUGUUCGGUCUGAUACAAAUUGAAAGCCCCAGGCCUCUGGUACUUGGCAAGACAACCAACUGGGCAGAUGUAUACAUUUAUGUCCAUAACCAUAGUUCAUACAACACAAGUGGAUUUGUAGCUAAAGUGUUAACUCUAUAACCCUCAGAUGUCGAGUACCAACAAGCUUAUUCUUUAGAAUUCCUUCCAUCAGUCAUGCUUUGAGUGACCUUUAUAUAUGAUAGAAUGUGUAUAUUCUAAAGAAUUAGUGUUGUGUACAAAAAUAUAACUGUAAAUGUGCAGUUCUGUUGGAUCACUAAGCAUAUCUGAAAAUUGACUAAUGCAAUUUGAAAUGUUCAUAAAGUAUUUGGGAAUUACAAUGAUAAAAAGCUAUUAAAUAUGUUAGAGGUAAUCACUGAUGAACACGGUUAGAGGAACUAGCUGUAAGCUGUGACAAUGGUAGUUUUAAGAUUCAAGGAACAAUCUAACAGCUUAUACAGUAACUGAAUCUGUUACUGAAUAUAUUGUAACUAAAAUUACUUAGAGCUGCUAAAGCCUAUGUAGUAUUUGUCAAGUAAUCUGCAUGUUACAUAUUUGGACCAGCUCAGAAUGGAUAUUUCAAAAAAAAGAUUGUUGGGAAAAUGUGGAGGAAUAAGAUGACAGAAAGCAGAUGCAUCACUAAUAAUGUUAACUACGUGUAUCAUGUAAAGAUAAAGGAUUAGAAUGGCUUGAAGUGCAAGACAGUAAAAGCGUGCUUUGGGAAAGAGGAUGUAAGAAAUAUUUCUUGUUAAUUUGUGGAACUCGGGAUUAAAUUUUACUUAUGAGAGUAUUCAGAAAGCAGGUAUAAUAAACGUAUGUUAAAACUUUAUUACAGGAUUUGUGUAUAUGUAUUUAGAUGAACUAGGAGAUUUCUAUAUGAUCUCUUGCAAUUUUAUCUGCAGACAUAAAAAGGAAAGGAUGCACUGUAUUACUACAGUUCAGCUAAACUGUUUAUGUUGAUUGAAAUGUAUUACUUUACUGUUAAUGGUGUUAAAGUGUCUUAAAACUCUGAAUAAGAGAGGCCUUAAAGUGAGCGAUGUAAAUUUGUGUCUAAAAUAAAGUACUUCCAGAUACUAUUUUGUAUUGUUGAUUUGCAAUAAAAAGACUUCACGUA
This is a messenger RNA of Numida meleagris (helmeted guineafowl), 2771 nucleotides long. RefSeq names its product nicotinamide riboside kinase 1 (gene NMRK1). The transcript is spliced from 9 exons. Bases 995 to 1624 code for a protein of 209 amino acids. Lineage: Eukaryota; Metazoa; Chordata; Aves; Galliformes; Numididae. The record is from RefSeq and is a predicted model, not a curated record. Gene Ontology annotation, cellular component: cytoplasm.